Molecule: messenger RNA, 1922 nt
Organism: Oncorhynchus kisutch (coho salmon)
Lineage: Eukaryota; Metazoa; Chordata; Actinopteri; Salmoniformes; Salmonidae
Product: protein DENND6B-like
Exons: 11
Coding region: 1-939 (312 amino acids)
Cellular component (GO): recycling endosome
Molecular function (GO): guanyl-nucleotide exchange factor activity
Source: RefSeq, a predicted model, not a curated record
AUGGUUGGUUCUUUGCGAGCGCUGGCCCAUUUCUAUGGCUAUGUCUACUUCAGACAAGUCGAGGACGCCGCCGUCAAAAGAGGCUACUUUCAGAAGUCUCUUGUACUGGUGUCCAGACUACCGUAUACCCACCUCUUUCAGUCCUUGCUGCAGAUCAUAGCUCCAGAGUAUUUUGAGAAGUUGGAACCUUGCCUUGAAGCAGUGUGCAACGAGAUUGACCAAUGGCAAUCUCCGGUGCCAGGGCUGACACUCAACCUACCUGUGACGGGCGUGGUCAUGCAGGUCAGGAUCCCAUCCAAAAACGACAAACCAGGGGGGAGCCCGGUGAAACAAGCCCAAAAGGAGGUUGCCCCUAUGAUGCUAUCGACCAUACAUGAGCUUGACCUCUUAAAGUGUUUCCAGUCCUUCCUGAUCCACCUGCAGAUACUCUGGAGGCUCAUGCUGAUCGGGGAGCCAGUGGUCAUCAUGGCACCCUCUCCCACUGUCUCCUCGGAAACCGUGCUGGCCCUAGCGAGCUCGAUUGCUCCACUGCAGUAUUGCUGUGAUUACAGGCCCUACUUCACCAUACACGACACUGAGUUUAAGGAGUAUACCACUACGACACAGGCACCUCCCUAUGUGAUUCUGGGGGUCACUAAUCCCUUCUUCAUAAAGACCUUUCAGUCCUGGCCCCACAUUAUACACCUUGGAGAACUCAAGAUGUCAGGUGACCUGCCUGUGAAGGUGAAGAAACUAGCCAAACUGAAAACACUGGACACUAAGUCAGACCCCUCAGAUCCGUUUCCUUCAGUCAGGAGGAGUUCAUGGGGACUGUGGAGCACGCUGGACCUCGGCUCACCUCUGUGCACAAAGGAGGAAAUUCUUCAGGUCCCCCAACUUCGAUGGCUGGUAUCGCCUGCGACACGGAGAUGGCCCAGAAACCAGAAUGUCUCCACCUAGAGGUCGUCUGUGAUGCUGACCUGCUGGGUUGGACCAAAGGCAAGUCAGAGGUGGAGAUCGUGGACCUGGUCCUGAAGCUGAGGGAAACUGAUCAGUAACCCAUCAAUAUGUCCAUUACACACACCUCAACCAUUUGUAACAUGCUAUAUUUAGUGUAAGAAAUUAAUUCUGUGCCACAAACCAUUGCGUACUAUAGUCUGUCUGUCCCCCAAUCCAGAUGAAGGCUGGAAAGCAGCAGCUCCCAGUGAAGGAAGGGGUGCUGGAGAACCUAGAGGGAUACCCCCAGACUAUCAUCAACUCUGUACCAUAGGACAUGCUGACUGUACUACACAGAUACUGACACACUGCUGAAUAGAUACAGAAACUGAUGCUGAAGUGUUUUUUGUUUUGUUUUGUCUUUUAAAAACAAACAACCUGAAUUUAAAGUAUUGCCAUCAGCCAAAACACUACACCCUCUGGGUAAUAUCAUGUAGCAAACUAGAAGUUUAGGUGAUAUUAGAAACAUGGCUAUGGUUCAUCAUGACAAUAAUAUUAGAUUAGAGAGUAGUUGAAAUGUAGACUUUAUGAGAUUAUGCCUUCACUAAGUAUCCUGAUUGUUACUAGUGGGAUUGAAGCAUAUACCUGUGGAGAGGGACAUGUUUGAGUAUAGCCUGUGUGAGUAUUUAACAUCCAUAGUUGUCAGCGUAAAAUAUAACUAUCAUAUUAGCCUACAUUUUUUUAUUUUGAUGAGUUUAAAACUCCUGUCAUUAAACCCAUAAAAGGGGUGAGUUACAUUUAAGUAACUACAUUGAUGAAAGCCUCAAUCUCAGUAUUUUCUAUUGAUCAAGCUCAAAUAAAUCACACUACAUUGAAACACUGCUAAAUAUCCAGGUUACAAAAUCUUAAGAUGCCAGAUUUUAGUUUAGGGUUGUAUGUGGACACCCCUUCAAAUUAGUGGCUUCGGCUAUUUCGGCUACACCCGUUGCUGACAGAUUUUUUUUAAA